Fraxinus pennsylvanica is the source of this 1422-nucleotide messenger RNA. The record is from the annotation of a GenBank genome assembly. Lineage: Eukaryota; Viridiplantae; Streptophyta; Magnoliopsida; Lamiales; Oleaceae.
AUGCAAGCCGCCCAAUUUGCCGUCUUCCGCACCUCACCUUUCGACCCCCUUUGCAAACCUCCUUCCACCGCCUACUCAUUGUUCCCCACUCACAAUGCCAAGCCACCCAAGAAACUCCCUUUCGCCAUAUCCGCCUCCGCCUCUACAGUGUCGGCCCCCAAACGCGAGACUGAUCCCAAGAAACGCGUGGUCAUCACGGGUAUGGGACUCGUUUCUGUAUUCGGCAAUGACGUAAAUGCAUACUAUGAAAAACUGCUUGCUGGAGAGAGUGGAAUCACUCUAAUUGACCGCUUCGACGCAUCGAAAUUCCCCACGCGAUUCGGGGGGCAAAUUCGCGAUUUCAAAUCCGAGGGAUACAUUGAUGGGAAGAACGACCGGAGGCUGGAUGAUUGUCUCAGAUACUGCAUUGUAGCUGGCAAAAAAGCUCUUGAAAAUGCGGAUCUUGGGUUUGGUAGACUUGACAAGAUUGAUAAGGCUCGAGCUGGUGUUCUCGUUGGAACAGGAAUGGGUGGUCUUACAGUUUUUUCUGACGGUGUUCAGGCUCUAAUAGAGAAAGGUCACAGGAAAAUAACUCCGUUUUUCAUACCUUAUGCUAUAACAAACAUGGCAUCUGCUUUACUUGCAAUUGAUCUUGGUUUGAUGGGGCCAAAUUAUUCGAUUUCAACUGCUUGCGCUACCUCAAAUUAUUGCUUCUAUGCGGCUGCAAAUCACAUACGUCGAGGUGAGGCAGAUAUAAUGGUCACUGGUGGAACCGAAGCUGCCAUUAUUCCUAUAGGAUUGGGAGGUUUUGUUGCAUGCAGAGCUUUGUCUCAAAGAAAUGAUGAUCCAAAAACUGCUUCUAGGCCUUGGGAUAAAGAUCGAGAUGGUUUUGUUAUGGGUGAAGGUGCUGGAGUUUUGGUGAUGGAAAGUUUGGAUCAUGCGGUGAAACGAGAUGCACCGAUAAUUGCAGAGUACUUGGGAGGUGCAGUAAAUUGUGAUGCUUAUCAUAUGACUGAUCCCAGAGCUGAUGGACUUGGUGUUUCGUCAUGUAUCCAGAGUGCCCUUAAAGAUGCUGGUGUGUCACCUGAGGAGGUUAACUACAUUAAUGCUCAUGCAACCUCCACCAUAGUAGGUGACCUAGCUGAGGUAAAUGCUAUCAAGAAAGUUUUCAAGAACACUUCAGAGAUCAAAAUGAAUGCUACUAAGUCGAUGAUAGGGCACUGUCUUGGGGCUGCUGGCGGUCUGGAAGCAAUUGCAACAGUGAAAGCCAUUACGACGGGAUGGCUGCAUCCAACCAUAAAUCAAUUCAACCCCGAGCCUGCUGUGGAGUUUGAGACUGUUGCAAACAAAAAGCAGCAGCAUGAAGUCAAUGUUGCCGUUUCAAAUUCAUUUGGAUUUGGUGGACACAAUUCUGUCGUGGCCUUUUCUGCAUUCAAGCCCUGA